Molecule: messenger RNA, 4164 nt
Organism: Diversispora eburnea
Lineage: Eukaryota; Fungi; Glomeromycota; Glomeromycetes; Diversisporales; Diversisporaceae
Source: the annotation of a GenBank genome assembly
AUGACCUCACAACAAACAGCCCAACAACAGUCAAGAACGCAAAGUUUCGAAGGGCAUCGUUUUAUUGGUCAAGAUGGUAUGGUUGAAACUACUUUACAACUUACAAACGAACGUAAUGUAUUAAGAUCUCAGAAUGACCAACUGUGGAAAAUAAUAGAGAAGCAAAAGUCUGUAAUAAAUAAUUUACAAAAAGAUGUUCAAAAGUUAACUUACGAAAGGGAUUUACUUAUUUCAAAAUUAAGAGACUUUGAUAAUAAUUCAAAUCGUCCGAAUGAUGGGUCCACCUUUGUCAAGGAAAGUAAUGGAAAUAAUGAGAAUAAAGAACUCAAUGAAAGUUCAUCUUAUCAGUUAAAUCAAAUAAAUCUUUCUCAAUCACAACAAGAACAGAAAAAGUCAGAAAAUGAAUUACCAACGUUACGAAUAUCUUUACCAUCAUUACAAUCCGAGAAAUCCGAGACUUCCGAUAAUUCGUCAUUAGGUGAUUCCGAAGACACAAGAGGACUUCCACCAGUAGUUAUCAGCGAACCUUCUCCCGUAAAAUCAAGUAAUAUUCUCGAACAUGAAAAGACAUUACAACAACAAUUAAAUUCUAAUCAAUCCGGAGAAAGUAAACCAAUAAUUAAUCAAAACGAUAUUUCAAAUGAUACAUCUCUUGCGCAACCCCCAUCACCAUCAACUUCAAUUAAAUCUUCAGAAUCUGGAAGUCUUUAUAGCAAUGGAAUUAGUAGUCGACACAAGCGUCAUAGUACCCUUAUUAUUGAAGGUGAAUUAGGUAAAAUGGAAGAAAAUGAAUCUUUGGAUCAAAUUCCUCAACCUGAUUCAAAAACAUCUCGUAAUUCUGAUGGAACAAAUGAAUCUAUUGCUAUUUCGUUACCAAAUUCUCCUAUUGAAUCACGUAAAUUACCUGAACCCCUUAAAGCACCAGGGUUAUCAAUGUCACAAAAGACAGGUUUUCCACUACGUUCUCCUAGUUUACCAUCAUCCCCUAAGGCUUUCCUAAAUAAUGCGGAUCCCCCCCAAAUACCGUAUACUAAUAUUGACGAACAGAAUGACACCAAUAAAAGUAAUAGGAAUUCUGUUAACAAUCAAUCAGUUCCUGUUAGAUCACAGUCAUUACCUACUAAAGAAACAAAUGCUAAAGAAACAAAUGAUAAAGAAACAGAUGAUAAAGAGACAAAUGAUAAAGAAAACAAUGAUACAUCAUCAAUAAUUUCUAAAGAUGAUUCUGUGGAUACCAAUUCACAAAGAAAUUCUCUAACUCAUAAUCAUAAUGAUUCUAUUAGUGGCAAUACAUUUUUGAAUUCAAAAGAUAAAUCUUUACGAACAAGUAAAUCUUUUAGUCAUAUUCCUCAAGGGCCAAGAGCGCGUGUUUCUGCAAUGCCUCCACCUCGUGGAGGACAGUAUCCAGACUUACAAAAUCAUAUUUCAAACAAUGCAUUAUUAACUCCCGGAAAACAAAACAAUCGUCAUAGUGUUUUUAUGCAACCUAGUCAAAAUCAAAUGGGUGGUUCCAAAGAACAACACAUAAAAAAUAAAAGGUCACUACCUGAUGCUAGUGUAGUGACUAACCCAUUGUAUUCUCAACAAAUACAAUCACAACAACUCCCACCACCGCAACAACCACCACAACAACCACCACAACAACCAUCACAACAACUACCACAACAACCACAACAACAACCACAACAACAACAGCAACAACAACCACUUCGCCCAGAAACACCCCCCAUAAUAUCUUCAGAAGCUAUUUCUGGUAUUGCAGUUAAGGUUAUUGGCAGCAAUAAAAAAAUUAAUGACAAAGGAAAGGAAGUUUUGGCUUUUACGAUAUCCGUUGGACAAGCUAGAGUAAUUGAUGGUAAUAUAAUUGGAAUGGAAAAAGAAUUAUGGAGAGUUGAUAAAUUGUAUUCCGAUUUUCUUUCUUUGGAUGUAAAACUGAAACAACGUCAAAACAAAAGUACAAUAAAUAAAAUGAAAAGGUUACCGGACAAGAAUUUGUUCUAUAACAAUGCACCCAGCAAAGCGGAUCAACGAAAGAUUGCUCUUGAACAAUAUCUCCAACAUAUAAUAUCACUUCCCAUGAAAGAUUCCAGAGAUUUAUGUGAAUUUCUUAGCUCAAAUGUUAUGGAGCAGGAUGAAAAAGAUUAUCAGCAAACUGGUGUCAAAGAAGGUUACCUUACUAAGAAAGGAAAAAACUUUGGUGGAUGGAAAACAAGAUUCUUCGUGCUGGGAUCUCCAUUGUUGGAAUAUUAUGAAACUAAAGAUGGAAAUCAUCUUGGAUCUAUUCGUUUAACAAAUGCACAAAUUGGUCGACAACAGAAUAAUAAUAGUAAUGAUUCAGAUAGUGAAAAUUCAUAUAGGCAUGCAUUUUUAAUUUUGGAGCCGAGACCAGGAUCGAAAAAUACACGUCACGUAUUGUGUGCAGAGAGUGAUGCAGAAAGAGACGAGGCUAACUCACGUACACUCUCUCAAACUUCAAGAGAUAGUAAUCGUUUUGAAAAGAAAAAAUUAUCUAAUGAUUCAAUAACAAGUACAAGCACCCUUAAUUCCAAUUAUAAUUAUCACCAUAAUCAAACAUCACCAGCGUCUUCAUCCCCAAACUCCUCAAAUAUAUAUCCCCAAAGUGAUCAACCAAAACCUCUGCUAGGCGUUGGUAUUAAUCAAAACACAAGUCGUGGUAGCACAUUAAUUACCAGAGAAGAGAUAGAUCGAGAACUUGGUAUGAUCGGCAACAACAACUCAUAUAGCCAAGGGCUUCGAGAUGCACAAUUACAGAGUCAAUUGAGUAUAAGUAUAAGACAUGAUCGUGUACAAGAAGAAAUUCAGCCACCUCCUGAAAAGAAAGAUAAAAAAAAUUCACGUAAAACUUUCUUUGGAAACAUGUUUGGUAGCAGUAACAAAGAUGAAAAGAAGAAAUCUCAAGAUAUACAACAUGAUUAUUCCAAAGUUGUUUUUGGUGUUCCUUUAGAUCAAGCUAUCGCCGUGUCACGUAUAAAAGAAGGAUAUGAACUUCCUGCUGUGGUUUAUCGAUGUAUACAAUAUUUAGAUGCUCAUAAUGCUUUCGAAGAGGAAGGACUUUAUCGUUUAAGUGGUGCAAAUGCCACAAUUAAAUUCUUAAAACAAAGAUUUAAUACUGAAGGGGAUGUUGACUUGUUAGCCGAAGGUGAAAAUUAUGAUAUUCACGCGGUGGCUGGUUUACUAAAACUUUAUUUAAGAGAAUUACCUACUAGUGUACUUACAAGAGAGUUACACAUUGAGUUUGUAAAUGUUAUUGACCUUCUUGAUCGAAGAGAUCGAAUCAAUGAACUUGGAAGACUUGUAUCUACAUUACCAUUGUCUAACUAUACAUUAUUACGAACAUUGACUGGUCACUUAAUUCGAGUUGUCGAAAAAUCCGAUAUUAAUAAAAUGACCACGCGAAAUAUAGGGAUCGUAUUUUCACCUACAUUAGGUAUACCAGCUGGAGUUUUCAGUCUUUUCAUGUCAGAAUUUGAUUAUAUUUUCUUUACGGAUAGCGAUGGUACUGCCGCACCGAGAACUAUAGAAAUAGCAUUACCUUUUGCUGAAAAUUCUACAAUAAAUUCUACAUUAUUAAAUUCUGUACCUGAUGGAGAUCCUAGUUCACCUACUUCUCUAUUGCCGACAGCUGCCUUGCGUCACCGUGAUAUACGGAAUGAUCAUAAUGGUAGGAAUAAUCGAAAUAGUGUACAUUAUAUGGAUGGCGCACCUGAAGUUGUUGUGGGAUUGGAACGAAAACUCACAGUAGGGAAAUCAACUCUGAAGUCAGAUUCUUCCGAUGAAGAAGAAGUCAACGAUCUCGCUCUUCAAGCCGAUGACGAUGAGGAUGAUGAUAUAGAAAGUAUAUCAUCUGUAUCAGGUGAUGAUUUUGCAGCCACUUCAUCCACAAAUUCUGCUUCGAUUUACUCAGUUCCAGUAUCACCUAGAAAUGCACCACUAUCCUUACCAAGAUCUAAUUCUACUUCACCUAACCCUUAUAGCGAAUUAUCGGAAGAUAGAUUAACAGGAUUUGAUUCAACAGACGCUCGUAAAAUGCGUCGAAUGACUGUUAGAAAUUUCACUGAAAGUGAUCCUAUGUUCGAAGUUUAUUCUGAGAAUCAACGAAUGAUGGAAGCCUUAAAUAAUGGAACUCCAAUGAAUAAUUUAUAG